AUGGGUCUGGGAGUGCGCCAGGAGGGUAGGAGAAACCGUUAUCCACCUACAGAAUCGGUCCGCAGCAAUUUCCCGCCGAAAACGUACUUAAAAUGGCCGCCGCGAGAAAAUUUACAUAGGCGGCGACAUAAACCAAAAUGGCCGCAGCGGCACGUACUGCGCAUGCGCGGCCGUCAGGUAAAGGGGGAAAACCGGCAAAAGAGCGUUCGCGGACCGGAAGAAAACCGCGGAAUAGACCGCGACCAAAACCGUGAGCGGCUAAGGGCAGCCCUGCUGAACCCACACAAAAACGGAAACGAGCAGGGGAAAGAGUCUAACACUACUGAGAGGGGGAAAACCCCAGGGUCCCAGAGACCCCUAUUUAAUAGGCAGCACUCCCAGACACCAGUAUUAAAUAACCAGUAA
This is a messenger RNA of Pelobates cultripes (western spadefoot toad), 405 nucleotides long. NCBI's taxonomy places the organism in Eukaryota, Metazoa, Chordata, Amphibia, Anura, Pelobatidae. The record is from the annotation of a GenBank genome assembly.